Messenger RNA from Lotus japonicus, 1776 nucleotides. RefSeq names its product protein FAR1-RELATED SEQUENCE 5-like. NCBI's taxonomy places the organism in Eukaryota, Viridiplantae, Streptophyta, Magnoliopsida, Fabales, Fabaceae. Bases 1 to 1776 code for a protein of 591 amino acids. The record is from RefSeq and is a predicted model, not a curated record. Gene Ontology annotation, biological process: regulation of DNA-templated transcription. The transcript has a single exon.
AUGGUUGAAGGAGGGGAAGUUGAUGUACAUGUCUCUGUUGAUGAGGAACAAGGGGCUGAUGAAGAACAGGAAAGUGGAGAUGAACAAGGGACUGAUUCUGAUGAAGAAGAAGGUGAAAAAGAGGCUGAUGAAGAACAGGAAAGUGGAGAUGAACAAGGGACUGAUUCUGAUGAAGAAGAAGAAGGUGAAAAAGAGGCUGAAAAUGGGCAAAAUGAACAAAAUGUUGAUGUGGAGCCUCCAAGUGAGAUUGCUAUCAAUGGUCUAGAAGAUUUGGGGAUUGUAAAUUUCAAACAACUAUCUGCCAAUGACAUAGUCACCUAUCACUUUCCGGAUCGUGAGGUUGCGUACUUGUUCUACAGUUGGUAUGCUCGGAUGCAUGGAUUUGCUGCGAGGAAGGCUAAGGUCCUCAAAAACAAUCACGGAGAUGUAAUCCAGCAGAGAUUUGUUUGCUUCAGGGAGGGUAAAAGGAAAGAGAAAGCUGAGCCAGAGGUUGAUGGUCAUGCUGGUGAAAAGAGAAAGCGUUUUUCGAGAAAGUCCACAAGAUGUGAGUGUAAGGCUUAUUGUCAGGUCCAUGUUCAUAAGGAUAACAAGCGUUGGCAUGUUAGAUCUGUUUGUGAUGAUCAUAAUCAUGUACUUGUUGAAGAAAAAAUGAUUGGAUUGACACCUACUCAUAGGAGAAUGAAUGAGGCAGACAUUACUCAAUUGAAUUGCUUUAGGAAGUCAGGCAUUACAACUCCACAGGCUUAUGGUGUGUUUGCCAACCAGAUGGGUGGAUAUCAAAAUGUUCCAUUUGGACCAAGACAAAUGUACAAUGAGAAAUUUAAAAAGAAGAAGGUGGACGUAUGUGAUGCUAGAGGAGUGAUUGGUUUCUUACGAAAUUUGAAGGAAAAGGAUCCUGACUUGAUGUGGAAACACACCUCUAAUGAGGAAGGAAGGUUGGACAAGUUGUUUUGGAGUGAUGGAAUCAGCCGGGACAACUAUUUAUUGUUUGGGGAUGUGUUGGCAUUUGAUGCCACAUACAAGAAAAACAAGUACAAGCGGCCACUUGUGCUUUUCUCUGGAGCUAAUCAUCACAAUCAGACAAUUAUAUUUGCUGCAACUUUAGUUUCUGAUGAGAAAGAGGAGACAUAUGUUUGGUUGCUUCACAAUUUGUUAGAUGCAAUGCGAGGGAAAGCACCGGUAUCAGUAAUCACAGAUGGAGAUGUGGCAAUGAAAAAUGCAAUUAAAAUUGUGUUUCCAAAUGCGCAUCACAGGUUAUGUGCUUGGCAUCUUCGGAAUGCAGUGAGCAAUGUUGCAGAACCCAAGUUUGUUCAAAUGUUUUCAAGAUGCAUGCUUUGGGAUCUUGAAAUUGUGGAGUUUGAGGACAGGUGGGCUCAAAUGGUUAUUGAAUGUGGGUGUGAAGACAAUGUUUGGGUUCAGGAUUUGUAUGAGCGGAGGAAGAUGUGGGCUGCUGCAUAUAUGCGGGGUGAAUUCUUUGCGGGCUUUCGUACAACCUCUCGGGUUGAGGGAUUACAUGCCCAAGUUGGGAAGUUUGUAGACUCAUGGAACAAUUUGACUGAUUUUAUGCAUAACUUCUUUCGAUAUAUGAGUUAUCAGCGACAAAGGGAACUUGAAGCAGAUUUUGCAUCAAUGCACGGUGACCAUGUGCGGCAAACACAAUUGAAGAGGCUUGAAAAGUCAGCUUCCAACCAUUACACGAACAACAUUUUCAGGCUUGUCACUAAGGGUCUUCACCGCUGUUUGAUGCUCAAGGUUAGUCUUUUCAAGGAGACUUAA